Diutina rugosa is the source of this 2496-nucleotide messenger RNA. RefSeq names its product Mef2p (gene MEF2). The record is from RefSeq and is a predicted model, not a curated record. The transcript has a single exon. Gene Ontology annotation, biological process: ribosome disassembly; mitochondrial translation. NCBI's taxonomy places the organism in Eukaryota, Fungi, Ascomycota, Pichiomycetes, Serinales, Debaryomycetaceae. Gene Ontology annotation, molecular function: GTPase activity; GTP binding. Gene Ontology annotation, cellular component: mitochondrion. The coding region runs from base 1 to 2496 and encodes 831 amino acids.
AUGUUGUGGCGACGACUACUCCACACCACGCCCCGGUGGCUCCAACAGCAACUGGCGCUGCGUCUCCACGAGGUGGCGCCGGCCAAGAUUCGCAAUAUCGGGAUCAUCGCCCACAUCGAUGCCGGCAAAACCACCACCACCGAGCGGAUGCUUUUCUAUUCAGGGAGAACGGGAAGAAUGGGGAAUGUCGAUGAGGGUGAUACCGUAACCGAUUAUUUACCCCUGGAGAGGGCUCGGGGGAUCACCAUCCAGCUGGCAGCGAUUUCCUUACCCUGGAAUGGGCACACCAUCAACGUUAUCGAUACUCCGGGACACGCCGAUUUCACGUUUGAGGUGGUCCGAUCGCUUCGGGUAUUGGACGGGGCGGUGACUAUACUUGACGCUGUUGCUGGUGUCGAAGCCCAGACGGAAAAAGUGUGGCGUCAGGCCCACGAGUUGGGUAUCCCUAAAGUGGCUUACGUCAAUAAAAUGGACCGUCCCGGCGCUGGCUUUUCUCGUACGGUUAAGGAGAUUGUCACUAAGCUUAACACCAAAGCGGUGGUGUGUUCGUUGCCGUAUUUUGCCCCUGGAGACGAUCGAGUGUUCUCGGGAGUAGUGGAUGUUGUCCAUAAGAAACUCCUUAUAUGGGAUACGAGUGAUGCUACUGGCCAAUCAGUGGAAGUUAUCGACCUUUCUGAACCCCUGGAAGACUACCCUGAGGCCUACGAGAUGUGUGCUGCCUCUCGGGAGCUGAUGGUGGAAACCCUUGGGGAGAUCGAUGAAGCGGUUAUCGAGUCAUUUUUGGAGACUGAGGACCACAUGGCUGUCCCCACUGCUGUACUCCAAUCAGCGUUGCGUAGUGGUUGUCUCGCUACCACCGUUACCCCCGUUGUUUGUGGCCUGAGUUUCCGUAAUAUUGGGGUCCAACCGUUGAUGGACGCCGUCACCAGCUAUUUGCCGCUGCCGUUAGACGCUCCUGUGCCUGAAAUUACCACUACAAAAGCCACUCGUGGUAAAUCAAAGCGUAAGGCUAGUCAAUCGACUGCUGGAGCGGAACUGGUGGAGGUACCGGCUAAAGUGACUCCCCAAGGGCUUGUGAUCAACGGCCAGCCGACUUUAGCCGUGGCUCUUGCGUUCAAAGUGAUGACCCACGCCACUAAAGGGGUCAUGACCUUUUUCAGAGUGUACAGCGGUAAGCUCCAGGCGAAUCUGACGGUGGUUAACACGAGACUGGGCGCCAAACUCCACGUGAAAAAGCUCAUGGUGAUGCACGGCGACAUGCCUGAAGAAGUGAAACAAUUGAAAGCAGGUAAUAUCGGGGUGGUAUUGGGUCAUGACGACGAUAUUGUUACCGGUGAUACUCUCGUGGCAGUGGCUAAUAAGAAGCAAUUCACCGAUACCGAAGCUAAUUUACGCCUUUUACCGAUUGAGAUCCCCCCUCCCUUAUUCAACCUGGGCAUUGAGCCUGCCACUGCCGGCGACCAGCGCUACAUGCACCAGUGUCUUACGCAAUUAGUGCGGGAAGACCCGUCGCUCCACGUGUACGAGGACGCUGAUAUGGGCCAGACGGUGGUGCUGGGGAUGGGCGAGCUCCAUUUGGAGAUCACUCGUGACCGGAUGGUUAACGAUAUGAAGGCGAAUGUCCGGUUUUCCGAUGUGGUUGUCAGUUAUAAGGAGACGUUUACCGCUCCUCUGGCGGAGAUCACCGUUAGUGACGAGUCGGGAGCUUCAGUUACCGUGGCCUUAGACUCAUUUGAAGGCGAGGCUGAGACGUCGGAGUUCGCUGAAGAGGAAGGGGCCGAGAUCUACGGUGAUAACAAUAUCGUCAUUUUAGGGGAGAAUGCCAUGGCUCCUCGCCUUAAGGAUAUCUUAGACCAGAGACGGUGGAAACACGAGGCGCUGGCCGAGGACCUCCGCGACGCUGUUGUUCGUGGCUGUCUUACCGCUCUCCAAAUGGGGGGUCCUCUUUACGGUAUGGCCCUCCAUUCAGUCGUUGUAAGAGUGAUGGAAUGGGAUUUCCCCAGUGACGACCCCCUGGCGCUGGUGGGAGCAUUACUGCUGGUAGCCAGACAAGCCGUCACCCGCUACCUGAGACUGGAAACCGCCAGCGCCACCAUCCUCGAACCGGUGAUGGACACUAAAGUGUACGUUAACGCCGACCAUAUGGGCGAAGUAUCCCAUGAUCUCAGCACCCGGUGCCAUGGGGUCAUCUCGGAGAUUGUUGACGCUGAUGAUUCUGGUGUAAACGGAGAUAAUGACACCCAGUGGACUCGAAGCUACGCCGAUUCGAUGUACUUACCUCCUGACUAUACCAUGUCGUCGUCGUCGUCAGGAGCCACGGCCAAGGUCGGUGGUGACCGGAAGAUGAUUCGGGCGGAAACGCCGUUACGGGAAAUGGUGGGCUACCUUUCAAAAUUGCGGCUGAUGACUGGCGGUAGAGGGACCUUCGAUAUGACCUACGGCGGCAUGCGGCGGGCCCUGAAACCCCGUGCCGACCAAAUUGGGGCCCUGUUAUGA